Emericellopsis cladophorae is the source of this 2841-nucleotide messenger RNA. RefSeq lists its product as uncharacterized. The record is from RefSeq and is a predicted model, not a curated record. The transcript is spliced from 6 exons. Gene Ontology annotation, biological process: fungal-type cell wall organization; GPI anchor biosynthetic process. NCBI's taxonomy places the organism in Eukaryota, Fungi, Ascomycota, Sordariomycetes, Hypocreales, Bionectriaceae. Gene Ontology annotation, cellular component: endoplasmic reticulum. Bases 1 to 2841 code for a protein of 946 amino acids.
AUGUCAAAAUACAAGGAUAAGGAGGGCGAAGUCCUCUUCAGCCUCGGGGGGCAGUGGGUUAGCUGGGCACACACUCUGGUCGCAUACAUUGCCUUCGCCAGUGCCCUGGUCGUAGGUAUUGCGCUGCACUACCAUAAGAUUGUGAAGAACGAGCAUUAUGGGUACCCUGACGAAUGGUUCCCUUCCGUGUCCGCGACGAUUGGCGACCGAUACCCCGAGCGAUCUUUCUUUAUGAUCUUUAUAGCCAUCACAUCGGGCCCUCGCUUCGCACUCGUUGGACUAUGGUACCUUCUGACCAGGAAGUCCGGCUCGAGGCUUCCUCGCGUGGUAGCGCUUACGGGUGUCUUCAGAACCUUGACGUGUGGAGGGUGGACGUACAUCACCUCGACUGACGACCAUGAUUGGCAUGAUAUUCUCAUGAUAUCCUACAUUGUCGCGACUCUGCCGUGGACCACGGGCUGUAUUGCGUUGAGUCCGGCGAAUCCGAGGGCCAUCCAGCUGCGCAAGUACUUUGCUGGUGCUUUCUUCGGAACCCUCGUGCCACUGAUCUACUUUUUCAUCCAGCACAAGGUGCACAAGGUGGCUGGCGCCUACACGACGUAUGCCUUUUUUGAGUGGUCCCUCAUCAUCCUCGACAUUAGCUUCGACGCUAUAACCGCCCUCGAUUUCUCGAGCUUUGAGAUUGUAGUCAAGGAUAAUACUGGCUUGAGCAAGGGGAAGGAAAAGGCCACUGCUGGUGUCUAUUCUGCUGGGUUCACCUUCACCCAGACCUUCGACACUAUUGCUAGCGUGUACCACGGAUUCGUCUUCUGGACGACUCUGACUAGUCUCGGUGUUGUUGUCUGGUUUUUCCCUCUCUGGUACAUGGGUAUUUCUGGCUUCGAGGCCUUCAUUAUGACCACGAUAUCGCCCCUUUUCCUUGCCAAUGGACCUCUCCGCUCAUUCGCCGUGCAUAAUCAGCGGACCAUCCAUUUUUUGUCGCUCUCUGGCAUCGCCUCGUACCUGAUCCCCAACCCGACUGUACGCCUGUGUGCUCUCGGCUUCGGUGUCUUCAUGUCCUGCUUCAGCUGGACUGCCACUCUGGUGGCCGAAUCUGUCCACGAAGUUCGCUUCGAGUCCAAGGUUCUAGGCCUGAUGGCGGGACUCAUCCUUUCGUCAACCGCCAAGUUCAUCUGGCAAACGAACAACCCAGUCUGGCCAAUUAUGCACGCCGAGAACGGUGGAUGGAAUGGCGUCGGUUUAGGUCUUGCGGUUGUGGCUGUGUUCGCCUUCUCCCGCAGGGCGCCCCUCACGACGGGCUCGAACGACAAAGAGCUGAAGGGCUCACCGUCGCUUGCCGCCUUUGGCAUCGGUGGCUUGCUCUUUGGUCUUCACUCACUGCUGUCCGACACCAGUACGAUGAUCCUCUGGGUCUGGGAAGGCUUCCCCAUUCGAGGGCCUUACUCCUCGACCCACGGCUGGUGCACUGUUGCCGCGAUGACCGUUGGUCUCUUCGCUGGCGUUGCGCGCCCUCAAGUGACUGGAGGUUACCUGGCUUUCGUUGCUGGCGCGUCUGGCGCGAUGGUCCUCACUUUCUUCAGCCACUGGACUGGGUACCUGGGAGCCCUGGCUAUCGCGACGUACUUGAUGGCCGUCUCAGUACCCCUGCUAUCAUCUGCUGUUCGGAAGAGCCCAGCAGUCAGCUUCGGGGUAGGCUUUUUGCUCUACAACUUCCUAGUCCUGUUCCACGUGUGGGUCGUUGCGUAUGCCUUCGUGCCCGGUGGGUCGCUAGUCCGCGAGCACAGCGACUGGGUGCAGAUGACCAUGAUGGCGUUCAUUGGCCUCGGCGUCGUCAACUACAACCGAUCUGUGCCACGCCGCCAGGAGCCCAAGGCCAAACGCCAGGCUGCCUCCCAGCACAAGAAGUACUUUGGCGUCGCGACACUGGCCGUCAACAUUGUCUUCCUCUGCGCUGCGUAUAGGCGCUUCCCCACCAACGACUAUAAGCCCUAUCAUCCCGAGGAUCGAGUCAUGACAGCCGGGAUCUGGACCAUCCACUUUUCCCUGGACAAUUACAUGUGGUCUUCGGAGUAUCGCAUGCGCGACCUCAUCAAGGACGCUGAGCUUGACGUUGUUGGUCUAUUGGAGUCUGACCAGCAGCGGAUCAUCAUGGGCAACCGUGAUAGCACCCAAUUCCUCGCAGAAGACCUGGGCAUGUACGUGGACUACGGGCCGGGACCCAAUAAGCACACCUGGGGAGCGGCGCUGCUGUCCAAAUUCCCCAUCAUCAACUCGACGCACCACCUCCUCCCUAGUCCCGUGGGUGAGCUGGCGCCCGCCAUCCACGCGACGCUUGACGUCUACGGCCAGCUUAUCGAUGUCUUUGUCUUCCACUCGGGGCAAGAAGAAGACAAAGAAGACCGUCGCUUGCAGUCCGAGUACCUCGCUGAGCUCAUGGGGUCCACGGACAGGCCCUCGAUCCUGCUCAGCUAUCUCGUCACAAAGCCCCUCAAGGGCAACUACAACACGUACGUCAGUGACAAGUCGGGCAUGAACGACGUCGACCCUUCCGACCGGAACCGCUGGUGCGAGUACAUUCUGUUCAAGGGCUUGAAGCGCAUCGGGUAUGCCCGUCUCAGUCGUGAUUCAAUCACCGAUACGGAGCUACAGAUUGCCAAAUUCGUCGUUCCCAAGGAUGCCGACGAGAUCAUGCAGCAGAAGGCUCUGUCUGCCGAGGAGCGCAAUCGGCGCGUUACGGAGAGCCAAGUGCCUAAGGAUUGGAGAUUCCCAAGCUUGUUCCGCGGCAAAGGUGUUCGAGGUCAUCGCUAUCACGUGUUUAAGAAGCCGAGAUACUACAACUAG